AUGACGAGCGACUCCCCUUCCUUGCCAUUACUUGAUCAUUUGGUGAUUCUUGUAUCACAAGCGACGCUUUUGGGGCUCCCUGAACGACUGCAGGAUGUGUUAGUUGUUGCACCAGGUGGAACCCACGCAGAUGGUGUGACGAUGAACAAGUUGAUUCUGUUCGAGGACGGCUUCUACAUUGAGCUCAUUGCCUUUGUGGAUGGCAAAGAGCCAGAACAUCGGCAAAAGCAUCGCUGGGGGCAUCAGAAGGAAAAUAGCGUCAUCGAUUGGGCCUAUACUUUUCCGUCGGAAGAUGACUUCUACCCCGUGAAGCAACGUCUUCAGAGGGCGGCAACUUCUUCUCGAUACUCCGAUCCGAUACCAGGAGGUAGAAUAAGGGAAGAUGGAACCGUGCUCAAGUGGGCAGUGGCAGUUGCUCAGGAUGAUCUCGGCGAUGCGUUACAACCGGGAAUACUGCCGUUCUGGUGUCUGGAUCGUACUCCACGAAGGCUUCGAGUCCCGUACCAAGAAGAUUCUCACCAAACCCAACAUCCAUCUGGUGUGCGAGGCAUCUCUUCCAUUACUGUCACUGUUCCCACUGAGCAGCUCAAAGACCUUGCUGAAGCUUACAGCGCUAUUCAUGACCGCACUACAUCGACACAUAGCUGGCACUUUGGCGUCCCAAACAAGGAAUUUACGACAAACAAUUUGGUUUCGCUACUGGGGAGUGACCGCACGACGGGGAUUUAUGUCAAGCUUAAGGGAUCUCCAGGCGGUGCAAGCAGUGUGGAACUACUACCCGGGGUGGUUUUCGACAUAGAGCAAUAA
Messenger RNA from Pochonia chlamydosporia 170, 807 nucleotides. Its product is annotated as glyoxalase/Bleomycin resistance protein/Dioxygenase superfamily. Lineage: Eukaryota; Fungi; Ascomycota; Sordariomycetes; Hypocreales; Clavicipitaceae. The transcript has a single exon. The record is from RefSeq and is a predicted model, not a curated record. The coding region runs from base 1 to 807 and encodes 268 amino acids.